Messenger RNA from Trichophyton verrucosum HKI 0517, 2628 nucleotides. RefSeq lists its product as uncharacterized. Gene Ontology annotation, molecular function: single-stranded DNA 5'-3' DNA exonuclease activity. The record is from RefSeq and is a predicted model, not a curated record. Bases 1 to 2628 code for a protein of 875 amino acids. Lineage: Eukaryota; Fungi; Ascomycota; Eurotiomycetes; Onygenales; Arthrodermataceae. The transcript is spliced from 4 exons. Gene Ontology annotation, biological process: interstrand cross-link repair. Gene Ontology annotation, cellular component: nucleus; mitochondrion; membrane.
AUGCUGCGUCCUCGUCUCCUGGCGCUCCGUCACUCGCGCGCCUUCACCUCCUCUUCCUCCCUCGCAAAGCCCAAGCCAUCCACUCUCUCUACCACUACUACCACUAUCACUUCGACUUCGACUUCGACUUCAUCUACGGUACUGUCAACCGCCUUCUCGCGCAUCCAGGCUUCCUCCCUCGGCCGCGCCCUGCUCUGGUACGGCGACAAGCAGAAGAAAAGACCCUACUGGACGCAGUUCUUCAGCACCGUCGUCAUCUUCCUUCUCUCCGACUUUAGCGCCCAGCUGCUCGUCCCCUGGAUCACCAACGACACCACUCACGAUGACCAGCAAAAGACAAAGACACAAUCAGGAGAUAGUACAGAGACAACGAAAGGGAUCCUAGAAAAGUUCAUGUUCGUCCACAACAACUUCAACUACGCCUCCAAGUUCCUCUCGAUAGCCACCAAAGUCGUCCUCUCCCAGGUCAUCUACGCGCCCCUCUUCAACGUCUACUUCUUCUCCGCCCAGUCACUGCUGUCCGGCGCCAGCUGGGCCGAAACCCUCCAGCGUCUGCAAGUAACCCUGCCCGUCAGCAUCGUCAACAGCGCGAAGAUCUGGCCGGCCGUGUCGGCGUUUAUGUUUCUGUACAUCGAUCCGGCGUUCAGAGCCAUAUUCGCGGGCACUAUCGCCCUCGGGUGGCAGACCUAUCUCUCCUGGCUGAACCAGCUUGCUGCAAAGGAAGUUAGAGAGAGAGAACUCGUUCAUGGUUAUUUAUAUAGAUGGUUGCAUAGAGUUGGUAGCUCGGCAGGCAGCAACAUCUCCUUCUCUCGUUCAUCAACUUCAACUCUACUAUCUAUGUCGUCCUCCUCCUUCGACUUCCUCGAGGGCUGGACAAGCGAUGACAGCCACAGUCUCUCCGCCAGCGAGACGGAGCUCGACAUCUCGCCCGACGAGGCUCUCCUGCUCGCCGACCUUAUCGCCUCCGUCGCCGAUAAGCCGGCAGCUACUGCUACAGGCUCGAGCCAGCAUCAUCACCAGGCCGCGCCAGACAUAGAAGACCAUGAAUACCUGCGUCUGGCGCUGGAGGAGACCUUUCUCCCGGACGACGAUAGCUUCUCGGACAAGGAACAUCAGCAUCAGACUGCUCGCAACCCCAUACAACUAGACGCAGAUAAAGACGCAGAUAAAGACGCAGAUAAAGACAAUGCAGAUGGGAACAAUGGAGAUAGAGAUAGAGACAACGAUGUCCGUGAAGAGGAAGACUCUCGCACACCCCUCGAACGCUUCAGACGGCCCCCCAUGAAAGGCCUGUCAGUCUCCGACCUCGUCUCCCCGGCCUGGUGCGAGCUGCAAUACACAUAUACCCUCCUCCACGGGCCCAAACAGACCACCCCCGCCAUGAAACGCGGCACAGUCGUCCACCAGAAGCUCGAGAACGAAGUACACACCUCUGUGCCCGUGACCGUGCUCAGCAAGGAAGACGCCUGGGCCCUGCGCAUCUGGAACGUGAUAUACGCCCUUCGCACCCUGCGAGAUACCGGUAUCACACGCGAAAUGGAGGUCUGGGGGAUGCUAGACGGAGAGAUCGUGACGGGCGUGAUCGAUUGUCUCUCUCGCGACCGCCCUACUACACACGCUGAUCUGCAUCCCUUGCCCGCGUCGUACUCUGGAGUACGCUCGACUAAACGACUGCAUAACACGCGCGCUGGAUGGGCGUUCGAGCCCAUCGGGCAGAAUAUUAUACCAUUGUGCGAGGAAGGGGGUAUAUAUAUUACUGAGGUCAAGACGAGAGAUGCAGCGAGGACCGGUACGAGGUUACCUGCGCUUGACUCACCUUCUUUCAGGCCUGCGCGCAUCCAGUUACAGCUUUAUUACCACUUCUUGACCCGCAUGGUGGAAUCAGAGGAUGUCAGCGUGUUUGAUAUUGCGGAGAGGUAUGGGCUGAAGCCUCAUGCCCCGCUGUCAGACGCCUUUCUGGCGCAGGUCGGCAGCAUCAAUGACGAUUACUUUGAGAACGAGGCUUGUUCGUGGAGUCAAUCGAGGCCCGAUGAAGGAGGGGAUGGAGAUGCUAGUUCCGUCGGCGAUAGACUGGAUUCCUUGACGGUGCUGUUGAAUCAUAACUCGCUGUCGAAUCUGUGGGAUCUGCUCAAGGAGAAUCUCAGACUGACCUUUUUACGGCCAUCUACGUCUGCUUCUACUUCUACUUCUACGUCUACGUCUACUGCUGCAGGGGAUAACCAGGUGACGCUGCUAUCGCCUAUACUAACAGUGUCAUACGUGGCUCAGGACAGGCCAACCACAGACACGGAAAGGGAGCCAGAAAAUACAGUAUCAAAAGAAGACGGACCAACUGACGCAGAAUCAGGAUCAAACACGCCCACGCCCACGCCCACCCUGUCAGAAACCCACAACCACAACUACACACAACUAGGCACACGCUCGUUCAUCUUCGACCCAGACUCACUCUACCCCUAUCUGAUCGAGGGCUUGGCCUGGUGGCACGGCCGACGGCCUGCUCACGCCAUCCCCGUCUCGCAGGCUUGGAAGUGUCAGUCCUGUGACUUCAGGGGCACCUGCAGCUGGCGCCGGCAGCGGUUCGAGAUGCACAUGCAGAAGAUCCGGGAGAGGGGCAACAGCAACAGGUAG